UCCAGCUCUUCCUCAAAACUGCAAACGUAAUCGUAGACAUGCGCAGUUCCGCACUGCCAGCAGCUUUGUUGGAUUGCUAGCUGCUAGCUGCUCUGCUAACCAACAAGCAUUUCCUGCCUGUGGACUGGACACAGCUAUGGAUAUCGACGCAUUGUUGGAAGCGUUUCAAGAUUUUGAGAAAAGGGGGAAGAAAGAGAUCUGUCCCACGCUUGAGCAAUUCCUGUGUCAUGUCGCCAAAACGGGACAACCGAUGAUCCCGUGGUCACAGUUCAAAACAUACUUCUUGUUUAAGCUGGAUAAAGUGAUGGAGGACUUUCAUGCUUCAACGCCAGAGGAGAGAGACACUCACGAUCCCAAUGUGGAAUAUAUUCCUUUUGAAGAAAUGAAGAAAAGGAUCUUAAAGAUUGUGGAUGGUUACAAUGGGAUUCCAUUCACCAUUCAGCGGCUGUGUGAGCUGCUUACAGAUCCCAGGCGUAAUUACACGGGGACAGACAAGUUUCUCAGAGGUCUGGAAAAGAAUGUAAUGGUGGUUAGCUAUCUGCAUUCCACGUCAGAGAAAAAUGGGACAUCAACUAUGAACAGAAUGAAUGGGGUGAUGUUUCUUGGAAACACUGCUCUAUAUUCAGACAGCAGUCGAAAUGUGAAUGGACCAGGCAUGCCCAAAACACUCAACAGACCAAAGCUGUCGUCGUCAUCUUCACUCUCCACCAACGGACUCCCAGAGUGUCCAGCCAGUAAAGAGACAGACGCGAUCCCUGAACCCGAGGAGCACCAUCUGAGUGAAACACCCCCUUCCGAAGAUGAGGUGAAACCAAAAUAUGGAAUAAAGAACAAACAUCCAGAAGAAGACGAAGAAUCUGAUGGUAACAAGCAGGAGUCCAAGAAACUGAAGACUGGCGAAAAAGAAGACGACACAGAAAGAGAAGAAACCGAGUCGUCUUGUCAUGAAGAACCAGAGAGCUCCUUAGAGACGCCGGAGUCAGAAGAGAAAACUCGUGGUGAAGAUGGCGACAGCGAAACAUCCAGCGACACACCCUGCAUAUCAGACAGUCACGAGCAAACAAGCACACAGUCUGAUCCACCUGGGAGUCCAGAAGAGUCUAAUGAGGUUGGUGCUGCCAUCAGUGUUCAGAGCAGCAUCUCUGAGGACCAGGCGGAGCAAGCUGCUCCAUCAGAGACACAUUCAACCGUCGAGCAGGACAGUGCCGUGUGCAGCAGCAGCAGCAGCAGUGAGGAGGAGGGCUUACCCAGUGAAAAGGUGUCUUCUUGUAGUAAUUCCCCGGAGCUGUCAACAGAGGGUGGUGCUGAAACUUCAGACAGUGCAGAGACGGCAUUAGAACCCGGAGAACACGACUAACCUGAAAGGCAUGCCAGCUGACUUGUUUUUUUACACUGUAUGAUACAACCCCAAGGGUAUAUCUGUAGCACUGUGGACCUUUAGGCUUCAGGACCAAGAGACGUGUGGACCUGGAGACUUCUUAGAAGGAUCUUGAUGUCCUCUUCUGUUUCAGCUUCUCACGGCCACUGGUCACCAGAUCUUUAAACUGGAAGAUAAUGAUUUGACAUAACGAGGACUGCCUUUUUCACAAUACAAAAUGUUUUCUAACCUUUUUCCUUUUCUUAAUUUUUUUAUAUCUAAACAUGUAAUUUAACAAACAUAUAGUAAUUUCCUUAGUUAUUGUGUGUUUAUUUCAAUGCUGAAGCAUUUGACAAAGUUGUUUUAGGCCAAGCACAAUAGUUUCAGCUGUUUAUUUUUAUUUUUUAUGAAUGCCGUCUCAAGAUAUAUGAGGACACUUUUAAUUGGUAAAGUGAAGCAAAACGUCAUAGACAUCUGCAUAUAAUUUGUAUAAAGCACAUACCAUAAAUAUAUUGCUCGUCUUUCUCCACUCCACCCCAUUGAAAAGCUGUGGAAAAUGUUGUUUUGCUUUGUCUCUGUAUGAAGCCAAUAUAACAGUUGUGCCAGUAGGGAGUUGUUUUUUUCCAGUUCCAACUCUGGAACAAAACACAAGGUACUUUCACUUUCUGUGUGUCACACCCUAGUUGUACAGCUCUCUCUUUUGAUAAUUCAGAUUUUUACAGUACUUAUCUGUAAAUAAGCUUUUGAAGAUUUGUAAUACAUGUCCACAUCCUUUGUAAAACUGACUGCUGGGAACUGAAGGGUGGAGCUUGUGUGAUAGCAUUCACGGGAAGCAAUAAAAGCUCAAAUUUGAAUUGG
This is a messenger RNA of Fundulus heteroclitus (mummichog), 2215 nucleotides long. RefSeq names its product serine/threonine-protein phosphatase 4 regulatory subunit 2-A. Gene Ontology annotation, biological process: protein dephosphorylation. Gene Ontology annotation, molecular function: protein phosphatase regulator activity. Gene Ontology annotation, cellular component: cytoplasm; protein phosphatase 4 complex; nucleus. The coding region runs from base 137 to 1357 and encodes 406 amino acids. The transcript has 9 exons. The record is from RefSeq and is a predicted model, not a curated record. NCBI's taxonomy places the organism in Eukaryota, Metazoa, Chordata, Actinopteri, Cyprinodontiformes, Fundulidae.